AGGAUCAGGAGGGAAGCUAGGCUUUCUUGUCUGUGUCUUUAUGAUGAGAGAGGCUCUCUCUUGGCAUGCUGCUCACGAACGUAAUACAAGGACAUAUUUCACUUGGAAAAGCAUCCAAUCAAUAAGGCUAUCUUUCCUGUCUUUCCAUCCUACUCUCUCUCUCUUUUCUCUCUGAAACGGCUGAAAGAAGUACUUCUAUGAUAUGGGGGAAGGUUAGUAUUAGGACAUAAACAAAUACACUAUCCAAGUUACACUUCCCCAGGGUGCAGCAGAAACCUUGUCCAGAUGUUGAGCCUGAUUGAUAAUCACACCAGGUGCUGCCAAUUAGGGUGAUGGUCAGUCAUGUGACGUCCCCGCUGGAAAUGAGGCCACCAAACAUAGACUGGGAACACUGGCCACUUUAAUAAUGGAACACUAGUCACUGUAAUAAUGGAACACUGGUCACUUUAAUAAUGGAACACUGGUCACUGUAAUAAUGGAACACUAGUCACUGUAAUAAUGGAACACUGGUCACUUUAAUAAUGGAACACUAGUCAAUGGAACACUGGCCACUUUAAUAAUGGAACACUAGUCACUGUAAUAAUGGAACACUGGUCACUGUAAUAAUGGAACACUAGUCAAUGGAACACUGGUCACUUUAAUAAUGGAACACUAGUCACUGUAAUAAUGGAACACUGGUCACUGUAAUAAUGGAACACUAGUCAAUGGAACUCUGGUCACUGUAAUAAUGGAACACUGGUCACUGUAAUAAUGGAACACCGGUCACUUUAAUAAUGGAACACUGGUCACUGUAAUAAUGGAACACUGAUCAUUGUAAUAAUGGAACACUAGUCACUGUAAUAAUGGAACACUAGUCACUGUAAUAAUGGAACACUGGUCAUUGUAAUAAUGGAACACUGGCCACUUUAAUAAUGGAACACUAGUCACUGUAAUAAUGGAACACUGGUCACUGUAAUAAUGGAACACUAGUCAAUGGAACUCUGGUCACUGUAAUAAUGGAACACUGGUCACUGUAAUAAUGGAACACCGGUCACUUUAAUAAUGGAACACUGGUCACUGUAAUAAUGGAACACUGGUCAUUGUAAUAAUGGAACACUAGUCACUGUAAUAAUGGAACACUAGUCACUUUAAUAAUGUUUACAUAUUUUGCAUUACUCAUUUCAUAUGUAUAUACUGUAUUCUAUACUAUCUACUGUAUCUUAGUCUAUGUAUUACUCAUCUCAUAUGAAUAUACUAUAUUCUACACUAUUCUACUGUAUCUUAGUCUAUGUAUUACUCAUUUCAUAUGUAUAUGCUAUAUUCUAUACUAUUCUACUGUAUCUCAGUCUAUGUAUUACUCAUCUCAUAUGAAUAUACUGUGUUCUACACUAUUGUACUGUAUCUUAGUCUAUGUAUUACUCAUCUCAUAUGAAUAUACUGUAUUCUAUUCUACUGUAUCUCAGUCUAUGUAUUACUCAUCUCAUAUGAAUAUACUGUGUUCUACACUAUUCUACUGUAUCUUAGUCUAUGUAUUACUCAUCUCAUAUGAAUAUACUGUAUUCUAUUCUACUGUAUCUCAGUCUAUGUAUUACUCAUCUCAUAUGAAUAUACUGUGUUCUACACUAUUCUACUGUAUCUUAGUCUAUGCAUUACUCAUCUCAUAUGAAUAUACUGUAUUCUAUUCUACUGUAUCUCAGUCUAUGUAUUACUCAUCUCAUAUGAAUAUACUGUGUUCUACACUAUUCUACUGUAUCUUAGUCUAUGCAUUACUCAUCUCAUAUGAAUAUACUGUAUUCUAUUCUACUGUAUCUUAGUCUAUGUAUUACUCAUCUCAUAUGAAUAUACUGUAUUCUAUUCUACUGUAUCUUAGUCUAUGUAUUACUCAUCUCAUAUGAAUAUACUGUAUUCUAUACUAUUCUACUGUAUCUUAGUCUAUGCUGCUCUGACAUUGCUCAUCCAAAUAUGUAUAUAUUCUUAAUUCCAUUCCUUUACUUUAGAUGUGUGUGUAUUGUUGUGAGAUGAUUAUUGCUGCACUGUUGGAGCUAGAAACACAAGCAUUUCGACUACACCCGCAAUAACAUCUGCUAAACACGUGUUUGGGACCAAUACAAUUUGAUUUGAUUUUGAUUUAAUUUGAGACUGCUGGUUGGUUUGGUGGCCAUGAGGCUGCUGGUUGGUUUGGUGGUAAUGUGGCUGCUGGUUGGUUUGGUGGUAAUGAGGUUGCUGGUUGGUUUGGUGGUAAUGUGGCUGCUGGUUGGUUUGGAUGCCAUGAGGCUGCUGGUUGGUUUGGUGGUAAUGUGGCUGCUGGUUGAUUUGGUGGUCAUGAGGCUGCUGGUUGGUUUGGUGGCCAUGAGGCUGCUGGUUGGUUUGGUUUGGUGGUCAUGAGGCUGCUGGUUGGUUUGGUUUGGUGGUCAUGAGGCUGCUGGUUGGUUUGGUUUGGUGGCCAUGAGGCUGCUGGUUGGUUUGGUUUGGUGGCCAUGAGGCUGCUGGUUGGUUUGGUUUGGUGGCCAUGAGGCUGCUGGUUGGUUUGGUGGUCAUGAGGCUGCUGGUUGGUUUGGUGGUCAUGAGGCUGCUGGUUGGUUUGGUUUGGUGGUCAUGAGGCUGCUGGUUGGUUUGGUGGUCAUGAGGCUGCUGGUUGGUUUGGUGGCCAUGAGGCUGCUGGUUGGUUUUGUUUGGUGGCCAUGAAGCUGCUGGUUGGUUUGGUGGCCAUGAGGCUGCUGGUUGGUUUGGUUUGGUGGCCAUGAGGCUGCUGGUUGGUUUGGUGGCCAUGAGGCUGCUGGUUGGUUUGGUUUGGUGGUCAUGAAGCUGCUGGUUGGUUUGGUGGUCAUGAGGCUGCUGGUUGGUUUGGUUUGGUGGCCAUGAGGCUGCUGGUUGGUUUGGUUUGGUGGCCAUGAGGCUGCUGGUUGGUUUGGUGGCCAUGAGGCUGCUGGUUGGUUUGGUUUGGUGGCCAUGAGGCUGCUGGUUGGUUUGGUGGUCAUGAGGCUGCUGGUUGGUUUGGUGGCCAUGAGGCUGCUGGUUGGUUUGUUGGCCGUGAGGCUGCUGGUUGGUUUGGUGGUCAUGAUGCUGCUGGUUGGUUUGGUGGUCAUUAUGCUGCUGGUUGGUUUGGUGGCCGUGAGGCUGCUGGUUGGUUUGAUGGUCGUGAGGCCUUUAGUUCUGGUUCUGAGUCUAUAGUUUAGGCAGGUCUGUUUGUAAUAUUUAUGUUUCAUUUGGACAUAAUAAUAAUUCGCUUGGCCGACCAAGAGGUGAAGACAGAGCUGGCUCUGAACUCGGUGGAUCCCUUUUUGGAUGGGUAACUCUCCCUGAUCAUCCUUCAACCCCCGCCCCAUCUGAGUUGACCCCUGACCCCUUUCCUACAGCCACCAUGACAUCGACCUCGUGGCCGCAGCUUCUGGUCUUCAAGCUGAUCUCUCCACCCAGCGACCCUGGGAGUCCAGAGAAGAUCGUCAGCUGUGACGAGGAGAUAGAGCGUCGCUACGAGAUCGUUCCCUCUGUGGUCUGCUGCGUGUGCUGCCUCUUCGGCAUCAUAUACUGCUUCUUUGGUUAUCGUUGCUUCAAGGCGGUGAUGUUCCUAACAGGCUUGAUGUUUGGCUCUGUCAUCAUCUUUCUGCUGUGUUAUAAGGAGCGUGUUCUGGACACCCAGCUGAGCGUGGAGGCAUCGGUGGGCAUCGGCCUGGGCAUCGGUACCCUCUGUGGCCUGGUCACCAUGCUGGUGCGCUCCGUGGGACUCUUCAUGGUGGGGCUGUUGCUGGGAUUACUGCUGGGCAUCGCCUCACUGGUGGUAAUGGGGGAGUUCCACCACCCCCGGACGGUGUGGGUGCCCCUGGGCGUGUUGUUGGGGUCAGGCAUGCUGUUCGCCGUCCUCACCCUCCAAUGGCAGCGCUUCUUCACCACCCUCUCCACCGCUGUGUUUGGCUCGGCUGUCAUCACCGUCACUGUGGACUACUUCCUCGAGCUGUUCGCUCUGGUCAGAUACAUGUCGGAGAGGAUCAAGGUGGCUCCGCCCCUUCCUCUCUGCUGGUUCACCUGGGUCGUCAUGGGGCUGUGGCCUGUCCUGGCAUUGCUGGGGGUCCUCAUCCAAUGGAAGGUAACCGCCGAGGGAUAUUCACACACUGAGGUGGUUCUCAGUCAACAGCAGCGGAGGGUCCAGUUGAUGAGGAUCCACCAGAAGGAAGAGAGGAUGCAGAAAGAAGUGAGGAAGAAGAAGAAGAGGAGACAGAAGCAGUACCACCACCCUCCUCCACUUACCACCACCACCAACAACAAACCCCUCCUCCCUGAGCCUAUCACCUACCACAGGAAACCAGACCACACUCUACGCUUCGAUGGGGACGUGCUCUCUCCUGCUUACAUCGCUAGUUUCCGGGACAGACAGGUGGACAGACGGGGAUACCCUCACCACGGCAGACCCAUCGCCAGGCACCACAUAGCUGACCGAGACUACGACUGUGGAUCCCAAGUACCCCUGACCGCCCCCAAUGGACCGGCUGUACGGGUGUGACAAUGACAAUGACCCAUAGUGUUGUGGAGUGGUGCUGUCUGUCCAUUCACUAUCCAGAAAACGUCUUCAGUGUCUGGAUUGAACGUUAAUCUCUGGACCUAUUUUUUUCUGAGGUGCAUAUAGACGAUGAUGCCGUCCCUUCCCUUCUCUCUCGUUCAACCCUGAAGCAAUCAGUGUCCAGAUUGAGAUUGACCUUUGAACCCUGGACUGAUUUAUUGACAGGCUGUUGAUGUCUUUUGUUCUCUUCUCUUUCCAUUCCGUCCUUUAGUCUGUGGUUUUACGUGGGCUGUGUAACAUAUAAACCCUGCUGUGGUUCCUACGUCUCAGCUCUUAAGAGAGCAAGGAAGCACUGACUGAAGUCUUCAAGACAUCUAUUUAUGAAAGUGUUACAAUUUCCCAGAAUACCUGUAAACUUCUUUGGGAGGUGGUUUAGUUUUUGGGUUAAAAAAAAAGACUGUAAAAUGACCAGGAAUUCAGCAAAACAUUUGUAUAAUUUAGGAAAUCUAUUCAUAAGUAUUCCCAACAAAUAAAAAUAAAAAGAUGUGAUUGUAUUUCAA
Molecule: messenger RNA, 5034 nt
Organism: Salvelinus fontinalis (brook trout)
Lineage: Eukaryota; Metazoa; Chordata; Actinopteri; Salmoniformes; Salmonidae
Product: transmembrane protein 198-B-like
Exons: 7
Coding region: 3341-4477 (378 amino acids)
Biological process (GO): positive regulation of canonical Wnt signaling pathway
Cellular component (GO): cytoplasmic vesicle; plasma membrane
Source: RefSeq, a predicted model, not a curated record